Molecule: messenger RNA, 2830 nt
Organism: Rhinichthys klamathensis goyatoka
Lineage: Eukaryota; Metazoa; Chordata; Actinopteri; Cypriniformes; Leuciscidae
Exons: 17
Coding region: 96-2807 (903 amino acids)
Cellular component (GO): nucleoplasm; nucleus
Molecular function (GO): ATP hydrolysis activity; zinc ion binding
Source: RefSeq, a predicted model, not a curated record
CACACACACACUGGAGGAGGAAGCGCUCGUGCUGCACGGAGGAAGAAUGAACCAUCUGCAUCUCUUCUUCUCAUCUGACGUGUGUUUUCACCCUCAUGAUGGCGAGACUGAGCGAACACGGGAUCCGGCUGAGCUCUAUGAGCCCGUCGUACCUGGAGAGCAACUCCACCAGUCACACAUGGCCCUUCAGUGCGGUCGCGGAACUCAUCGAUAAUGCAUCUGACCCGGGCGUCACAGCCAAGAACAUCUGGAUAGAUGUUGUGACGCUCAGAGAACAGCUGUGCCUCAGUUUCAUGGACAAUGGCAGUGGUAUGACGCCCAACAAACUGCACAAAAUGCUCAGUUUUGGGUUCACAGAGAAAGGCUCUAGUAAAAGCAGCCAUCAGCCCAUCGGUGUGUACGGAAACGGAUUUAAAUCGGGCUCGAUGCGUCUGGGCCGAGACGCUCUGAUCUUCACGAAGAACGGAGGCUGUCAGAGCGUAGGCUUGCUGUCUCAAAGCUUCUUACAGGCUAUUAAAGCUCAGGCCGUGAUCGUACCCAUCGCCCCCUUCAACCAACAGACCAAGACGCUGGUGGUGACGGAGGAUUCGGAGGCCAGUCUGAGAGCCAUCCUGAAAUAUUCUCUCUUCCAGAGCGAGUCUGAGCUACAAGAGCAGCUGGACUCCAUACAGGGAAAGAAAGGAACCAAGAUACUCAUCUGGAACAUCCGCAGAAAUAAAGAUGGAAAUCCAGAGUUUGACUUUGACACCGAUGUGGAGGACAUCCGUCUGCCGGAGAUCCGAACGGAGGAGAUGCAGGGAAAAUGGAGGAGAGAUUACAGGCAGCGCAGAGACAGCGACAACGCUCCUGAGAUGGAGUUUUCUCUCAGAGCGUAUCUCAGUAUACUUUACCUGAAGCCCAGGAUUCAGAUCAUCUUGAGACAGAAGAAAGUUCAGACUAAGCUGGUCGCCAAGAGUCUGUCAAUGAUUGAGAACGACGUCUAUAAACCCCAAUUCAUUAACGAGAGAGUGAAAAUAACUUUUGGAUUCAACCUGAAAAACAAGGAGCACUUUGGAAUUAUGAUGUACCAUAAAAACAGACUGAUAAAGGCCCAUGAGAAAGUUGGCUGCCAAAUCAAGUCAUCAGGUCAAAGGUCAGGGGUCGGGGUCAUCGGAGUGAUUGAGUGUAACUUCCUCAAGCCUGCUCAUAACAAGCAGGAUUUUGAGUACACCAAAGAGUACAGACUUACACUAUCUGCUCUUGGUCUCAAACUGAAUGACUACUGGCGUGAAAAGAAGGAAAAGAAAGCAAAAGAGAGAGAGUUUCAAGCCUUAGAGAGAAAAAGCAAAGAAUGUGAUACUGAGGAAACCGAGGAAGAGGAUGAUGAAGAGGAAGAGGAGGAAGAACAAGAAGUGGAUGUGACGUGGAUUCAGUGUGAUGAGUGUUUGAAAUGGAGAGGAAUCUCCACUCAACUGUUCGCUGGAAGUGUUCCUGAUCCGUUCAGAUGCUGCAUGCACCCCAUACCACGCUUACGGAGCUGUUUGUUACCGGAGGAAACAGAAGAGAAUGCUGAUGUCACGACACCCAGCUAUGCAAAAAAACUAAAAAAACAGGAACAUGCCUCAGUCAAGAGAAGAGGAAGAUCUAUGGAGAUGACUAAAAGCCCAGUGCGAACUCUCUGUAGAGGACUAUCUGAACCUACAUCAGUGAGCAAACAGGAUGAGGUCACCGUUGCCAUGACGACAGAUGCACAGGAUACAGAUGAGGAUGAUGUCACAGAAGAGCAAGAGUCUUCACCCUCCCCGAGAAAAAGGAGGAAAGAACCGUGUUCACCCACUGAAAAUGGCAAUAAAUCCCCAAACCAUGCUGAACCUCCAGACGUCCCGUCCGAGGGAGAGCCCGAAACAACAGACAAAACGCACGACGGAUCAGAAUCCGAGACGAACACCAACACGUCUCCAGCGGUGGACUCGACGUCUCAGGAGGACAGCGUUCAUCUCGAGGGCCCCGCGGAGCCUCAGGGGCCACAGAUGCCCAAAGACCAGCCCAGGGUCCCGCUUCACCCGCUCUCUCCACACUCCUCCAUGACCACGGCUCAGACGGUGGUGGUCACUCCUCUCAGCCGCUCCGGGUUUCAGCCCGUGUCCCCGCUACCGACCGACGGUUCGGAUCGCGCCGCCCUCGCUCAGAGACUCGCUCAGCUGGAGCGGGAAGCCAAGCGCUUAAAGCGGAUCCUGGGCAUCCGCGAGCCGGAGGUCGCCAUGGUAACGGAGGCAGAAGGGGGCGGGCCUUCUGAUGUCACCGCAGUUGAGGAGCGACUUGCGGCGCAAAAUGGGAAUUCAGUGUCAUGUGAGCAAAAUGCUGAAAGAUUGAAUGCGACGUCAACCGAGGAACUUUCUGCUUGCCAGAAAUCGGAGGAACAGGCGAACAGGCCUCCAGCGCAGUGGAGCAGUUCAUCCCCGAUCCAGCCGGAGGCAGAGACGAGUCCCAGAGACGAGCUGUACUGGAGCAAGACAUUAGCCAAACUCCAGAGCGAGAACCAGUCGCUGUCCACGGACCUGAGCCAGCUGAGAACUGAGAGACACACACUGCUGAACCGGGUCACACAAACUGAGAGAGACACACAGGAGAGGAGAGACCAGAGCACCAACACACCCAACCUCACGUACAACAGCAGUGUGACUCUGGAGAGGCUGCGCUCCAUCCGGCGAAACGUGGUUGCAUUGCUCUCCUCCAUCCUGCCAGACCUGGACAUGCAGGGAAUCAGCUACGACACCAUUGAUGUAGACAGCAUCCUUCAGCAGAUCAUACAGGCCAACAACCUGUGAGCCUUCACCCGGGACCGGCCAAU